Messenger RNA from Poecilia latipinna (sailfin molly), 5231 nucleotides. RefSeq names its product Ets2 repressor factor (gene erf). Lineage: Eukaryota; Metazoa; Chordata; Actinopteri; Cyprinodontiformes; Poeciliidae. Gene Ontology annotation, cellular component: nucleus. Gene Ontology annotation, biological process: regulation of transcription by RNA polymerase II; cell differentiation. The record is from RefSeq and is a predicted model, not a curated record. The coding region runs from base 671 to 2509 and encodes 612 amino acids. Gene Ontology annotation, molecular function: sequence-specific DNA binding; DNA-binding transcription factor activity, RNA polymerase II-specific. The transcript is spliced from 5 exons.
GACGAUCUUUGAAGAGUGGGCGUUCGGUUCCUCGCUCCCUCCCUCCCUGUGUGGGUCAGCGUGGGCGGCCCCGUGUGGCAGGAGGAGAGCGAAACACGACACCCCGGCUGUGUAAGAAGGAGGAGGGGGUGCUGGAGAGAGAACACGAAGUGACUGAGUGGAAAAAGAAGAAAAAGAGGGGGCACAGAGAAAGAAGUGAGUUGGCUUCGGUACUUUUGUUCCUCCCCGAAGCGCGGCUGUUGUCAGGAGGAAGAUGCUGCCGCUGCCCCGGAGGACUCCAACAUGCGACACCGCCGCCGCUGCUGCAGCGAUAGGAGUGAAAAUUUAAACUCGCCACAUUCCGUUGCUCCAGAAGCGGCCAACGGCAGCACGGACUGACUCCUCCAAACUUUCACCAUUCAGCCGGACCGGACUGGAUUUCUCCCCCUCCUCCCCCACAGCUCCAGAGGCUUUGGGACAACUUUGCUGAUUUAAACCAGCAACUUUCACAGUGAAUCCGUGUGUUUUAAACUCCAUUCGGGGUUUUUUUUCUCGGCUCUUUUUUUGGCUAGAACAACACCGGGGGGUGGAAGGAGUGCGGAGCCGCUGCUAACUCAGCUAAAAGCUACCGUCUGAAGUUACCCGUCGACGGGAUUGGUGACGGAGGGAGCCGCCGAAGAUUUCGACAAAGAUGAAAACCCCGGCAGAGACGGGGUUCGCCUUCCCGGAGUGGGCCUACAAGCCGGAGUCGAGCCCAGGCUCCAGGCAGAUCCAGCUGUGGCACUUCAUCCUGGAGCUGCUGAGGAAGCAGGAGUACAACGAUGUGAUCGCCUGGCAGGGCGACUACGGCGAGUUCGUCAUCAAGGACCCGGACGAGGUGGCCCGCCUGUGGGGGGCCCGGAAGUGCAAACCGCAGAUGAACUAUGACAAGCUGAGUCGGGCUCUGAGAUACUACUACAACAAGCGGAUCCUCCACAAGACCAAAGGGAAGAGGUUCACCUACAAGUUCAACUUCAACAAACUGGUGCUCGUCAAUUACCCCUUCAUCGACAUGGGCAGCUCUGGUCGUGGAGUCCCUCAGAGCGCGCCCCCUGUCCCGACCGGAGGAACACAUUUCCGCUUCCCGCCCUCCACCCCGUCGGAGGUUCUGUCCUCCAGCGAGGAGCUGCGCAGCCCCGGCGUGUUCAGCACCGUGGCGCGCCGCAUGGCCCGCGGCUCCGUCAGCGACUGCAGCGACGGCACCUCCACCAACUCCGAGCUAGAGGAGGCGGCGGCGGCAGACGAGCGCGCCAUCGGGCCCGACCGGGCCUUCCGGGGGCUCCUCGCCCCCCGCCUGCCUCACGAGUCCCUGUUCAGGUUCUACGGGGGUCACCCGACCCCAGCGGGGUUACCCAGGCCCGCGCCCAGGGUCCACGCCGACCCUCUGUCCCCGUUCCCCGUGUCCCCCCUGCCCGGGCCUGGAGGGCUGCUGUCCCCCGCCCUGUCCAUGACCCCCACCCCCCACCUGGCCUACACCCCGUCCCCCUCCCUGUCGUCCCCCAUGAUGGGCUCCCACUUCUCCUUCAACCCGGAGGACAUGAAGCACUACCUGCAGGCCCACACCCAGUCCGUUUACAACUACCACCUCAGCCCCCGGGCCUUCCUGCACUACCCCAACAUCGUCGUCCCCCAGCCACACCGCCCCACCCCGGAGAAACCUGCCCCCCACCACCUGCAGGCCCCGCCUAUGCCGCUGCCGCUCAGCCAGCAGCAGGCCGACGACGCGCACGCCUCGCCGUUCAAGUUCAAGCUGCAGCCGCCGCCGCUCGGCCGCAAGCAGAGGGAGGCAGGGAGCUCUCUGGCCGCCGCCGCCUCCUCCUCCAACCACGCUUCCUCGUUUACCGGCGCUGGUCCGAACGUCGGGCCUGCUGUGGGUGGAGCGCCGCCGAAGAUCAAGGUGGAGCCGGUCUCCGACCUGUCCGAGGAAGACGUGGAGGUGACCGACAUAAGCGAAGAAGAUGAGCUGAACCCCAACAGCGAGGAUGAGGAGGGAGACAUGUUUCCCCCUCUUCCUCACAGCCGUCAUCAUCAUCACCAUCUGAAGAACGGGAGCGGCAUCAGCCCAUCCGCUCCUCAUCCAGAGGAAGACCCCGACGAUGACGAAGAGGUGUUCAAAACUCCCGCCACUCCGCCUCCCGGCGGCGGCGGCGCCUUCCCGCUGAUGGGCCUGAAGACUGAGCCGGGCCAGGCGGUGGCGCCCGUCAGUCCCGGAGGAACCCGCUGCAUCCCGCUCAAACUGCGCUUCAAACGCCGCUGGAGCGAAGACCAGCGGAUGGAGGCGGACGGAGACCGGGAAGAAGCAGAGGACAAGAAAGUGAGAGGAGAGGGGGAGGAGCAGGAAGACGGGAAGAGAGAGGGAGAGGAGGAGAACGGAGGAGGAAGAGGAGUGAUCCUGGGCCUGAUGCUGCCGCCGGCGCCGACCCAACGCAGAGCAAGCUCCGAGCUGCAGAGAGCUACGGCGCAGCUGUCGCUGGAAAACGCCGGCUGCUGAAAAACAAUCCCAACAUGGCAGGUUCUGCAGAUCUAGACGUUCGGACCGAUCUGAAAGUCUGGCGUUGGUAAACGUAGCAGGUUUCAUAUCAUGUUUUAAAAAACCAGAACCAACUGUUUUGUUCUUUGCUUUUGUCUGAACUCGUUUGGGUCGUUUGCAGGAAGAUUCAUGCAAUAAUUCACAAAUUCUGGCCUCAGUUAGCCCAAUCAGGUGUCUCAAGUGUGGCCCGAGGGCCGUUUGUGGCACGCAAAGUGAUUCUGUGUGGCCCUCAACCAAAAUACAAAAAAAUCGCACAAACUUGAUAUUCCAGCUCAGUGUUGGAGGUUCAUGCAGUUAAACAAAUCAUUUUUAAAAAGAUAUUUAAAGUCUCCUAAAUAUGGAAGGUGCAACACAAAGUAUGCAUUUAAUUAAAGUUUAUGGUAAAUAGAACCACAAAUAUUUAGCGAUUUUUACUGAACACUUUAAUGCAAACAUUUUUAAAGACUGAGAACCUGUUUUCUGUUUUCAUUGCUCAGAAUAAACAAAAAAUCCAAAGAUAAUAGAAAAACAAUCAUUUAAAAUUUACAUUUUUUAAAAUAGAUUUCAUGUUUCAGAUCUACAAUAAGUCGCAGUUCCCUCUUCUAUUAAAUCAGAUUUCUUUAUUUUAAUAAAUUUUGUGUUCACUGCAGAAAUACAAAAUCUGCCCACAGAUAAAAAUUUAACAUUUAGCAGUAUUUAAAAUAAUUCUAAUUUAAAAUGUUUUAAAACUCAAUCUCAUGGCCCUCAAUUACUUUUAACUUGACAGUUUAGGUAAAAGUUUUUAAUUGAGCUAAAUGAACAAAUCAUCUUCCUCCGUGUGACGCAGCGACCCGUUCGGAGAAAAGCAGGGAACAAAACGAGCUGUUGGCACAGAAUCAUGUAGAAAUCAUGGUGUUUGCUUGGUGAAUCCAGCCGGACCGGCACUGGGACACAUCAUCACUUCUUUAACACUAAAACUCAGACUUUAACCCAACUACAGAGUUUUCUCGGUCCACUUCUGAUCACAAUUGUGCCCAAAUCCAGUCGAUAAAUGUUCGACGUAGGCGACCGGACGUUGGGAGUCGCCUCCGGUUCUUGUAUGUUUCUUCUUUAACCCAACAUGGAGCCGACAGAUCCUGAUGUUACUGAAGAUCAGCCGCCUGUACAGAGAUUCUAGAAGUGCCUGGAAGACGCCCCGUCACUGCAGAUUAUAAAUGCAGAAGAAGAAAAGACGCAUCGAUUGGUUUGGUCUGGAAGAGACUAUAUCUUCCUCUCCAGUUUCGCCAACGAGGGCAUUUUCAGCGUUGUUGCCUUCAACCUUACCCAUCAUCAGCUUCUCCUAUCUUUUUUAUAUAUAUAUAUAAACAUAUAUAUAAAAUAAAAAGACUUAUUUUUUCCUCUGGAUUUAAAUGGACAGUAUUUUUCGGGCAUUUGCAGAGACGAUAAACUGAUUACUGUCUUUUGGGGGAGGGAGGGAAACAUAAUGAAUGUGGAGCAUCAAGGCUAACUCAGGCAAACCUUCACUGAGAUAUGAAAAAAAAAGUAUAUUUUUAACAUAUAAAAAGAGAUUGUGCCCAUUUUAUCAAUCAGAUUUAAAAAAAAUUGUGCCUUUUUGUCAGUUUUCUCCCCCAGGAACAUGUAUUAUCUCUCAGAAAACCACCAUGCCUUCGGCUUUUUGUAAAACUAAACGUAUAUAUUUUAUUCAAAUAUAUAUUAGAAUCAGAUAUUCUAUUUCAAUAUGGUCAUUUGAUACGAAUUAGCUAAAUCCUCCUAUUUUUAAUAGCAAAGAUGUGUAUAUAAAUAUAUAUUCUGAUGCAGCUGCGGCGACCCAGAUCCGGCGGCUCGCUCUGAUUGGACGGUCGGGAGUUUGGUUUGAGACUUGAGCAGCUACACCAUGCAGCGUCCUGGUUAGUGCGGUUACAAUAAAGGGAAACAUGACAUCACAUCUGACAUUAGACGCCUACGCAGUCGCAGAAACUACACCCAAACACACACACACACAGAGGAAACCUCAGAGCGACAAGGGACUUCCCAUAAUCCCUCAUUCUGCAUGUGUGCGCGCUCUGUGGUUACCCCGUCUACAAACAUCCAGCUUUUUUGUGAAAAAGGCUCAACAUUUGUCAUUUUUAAAUAGUUCGUCGCCUCAUUCCUGUUUCACCAAACCGUUCGGAGACGUUUUCAGGACUAAACCACCUGAACUGUUGGACCUGUGCUGCCUUACAGCCUCUUCUCUUUCCUCCAUGCAUUACUGUUACUCCUGUAAUGAUUUAUAUUAUUAACAUGACUACUUUAUGAUUAUGUCGUACCCUUGUGCCGCGGCCCAACCUCUUCCCCAUGAAUUCCCAGUUUAUGAGUUCUUGUACUGGUUUGCACUCUUUCUACCCGCAGACAGCAGCAGGAGGAGGGUUGGAUAAAACUCAUACAGCAGGGGGAAGAAGUCUUUUUAACUUUGUUUUUUUAGUUGUUUGUAUAUAUAUUUUUCAUUAUGGUGGAUUCUGUAAGGACAAAAAAUGAGUGUUGUACUGUUUAACAUUUUUAACAUUUGUAUUAUUUGACACCUUUUUUCUUAUCCUCUCCGUCUCUCCUCUCAUGUUCUUGUUAUUUUCACUCCGGAGGAGAGGCGGAGCUUUUUAUUUUAUCAUGCUUCUGUUUCCAUUCUGUAUCUGUUCAUCUGCAUUUGUAAUUAAACAAUAAUCAGGGUUCAUUAAAAAGGUGAAAAUGGUCA